AGUCCUAUAAGACAACUAGAGAUAAGAGAACGGGUCUUUAGAACAAUUCAUUAUAUAUCUCUAAGUCCAUGAGUAUGGAAACUACUGACAGCGAAUUGAGUGUAUCAACUGACGCUAUCACAGAAGAAAGUGCCCAUUUCGAUGAAAUCGACGAUGAUACAGAGGACGAUUCUGAUGAUAUGUCGGAGUAUGAGGAGGGCAUUAGUUUUCACAACGCCUGCCGUGAGUUUUAUAUGAACAGAAAAAGUGCCACCGAAUCUUUCAAACACAACAUGGUUAAAGAUGAUAAGAAAAGGACAGAAAUACACAAGAGGACAAAAUCCACGUCUAUCGACGCCUCCAUGGAGCGCCUACGGCGUGAAAUGGCCUCCUUGAUGGACCAGGACCUCACACUCAUGGAACAACUGCUGAACCUUAAUGAAACUAUAGAAGAUAUCAAAGUAAAAAGACUCUAUGGAUCAAGCCGAGAAUCCUUCUCCAGCUCAUGUGACUUGAACAGUGGUUCCGACUGGUCCCUUUCGGACAGUCGCUCCAGUUGUUUUCGCGGGUCCAAAUUUUUCUCCGGAACAGCUACUGUCGACAUGUCAUCUACAGAAAAUAUUGCUGACACCGGCAAAAACCGGAAGAAUGUUGUGCAAGUGGAUUCUGGUUACAAUUCCCCUUGAAUUCCAAAACAUAUUCACGAGAAAUGGUGCUGAACUGUGCAAUAUAUCUUAUAAGUACACCGUACAUGUACUACAAAAGAUACCGGUAACACAAUGCCAGUUAGAAUUAUAUCAGCCACUGUAAAUUCAUAAUGUUUAUCUAGUCAUGCAUUGUAUAUCCACACCACUGUACGCUCAAAAUAUUAUAUAUAUAUAUAUAUAUAUAUAUCAUGUCAUAUCAACAUAACGACAUGUGUAUUCGGAUACAGUAUCAAUUAAUCAUUAUAAUUACACAGCAAAAUUUAAGAGAGUUAUUUCAAAAUCUUUGUAGAAAAUUAUAUAUAUAUAUAAGUCUAUAUUUGUACGUUACAUUCGAAAAGACAAAAAAAUGUAUUGGAACAUGCAACAAUGCGCAUUGUAACUUUGAAACAGAUAGAUAAUUAGUAUUGAUGGUAUCUUUGUGAAACUUAUCUUGAUGUACCGAUUAUCCUACAAGACUGUUCCAUUUCUUUUGUUUCCAAUACAUCUCCUGUCAGUAUUGAUCUUAUUGUAUCGGGUCUUGGGAGACUUCAUCCCUUUUUGUGAAAAAGUUAUCGCCCAAUACUUUAUCGUCUGUUCAGAGGGAUCUCAUUACCAGAUCCCGAGUCUCUUUGAGUAAAUGCCAUUGUACAAUCCAAGUAAUCUUGUUUAUCUAUGAAGAUUUGGCAAAUGUGAUGACAAACAGCCCUCUGCAUUAUGUCAAGCUAUACAAUAUUCCAUCAGCAUAAAUAUUUGUCUUUUAUGUAAAAUGUAAAUGGUGGAUACGUAUGGUUCUAAUGAAAUUUGAAUAAAGAAAAAACAUGAUGAUAAUCUCUGGAAAUAGGUGAAGAAUAAAAUGUAAAUAGCAC
Molecule: messenger RNA, 1531 nt
Organism: Ostrea edulis (European flat oyster)
Lineage: Eukaryota; Metazoa; Mollusca; Bivalvia; Ostreida; Ostreidae
Exons: 2
Coding region: 69-665 (198 amino acids)
Source: RefSeq, a predicted model, not a curated record